Messenger RNA from Aethina tumida (small hive beetle), 2199 nucleotides. Its product is annotated as golgin subfamily A member 6-like protein 22. The record is from RefSeq and is a predicted model, not a curated record. Bases 199 to 2175 code for a protein of 658 amino acids. Lineage: Eukaryota; Metazoa; Arthropoda; Insecta; Coleoptera; Nitidulidae. The transcript has 11 exons.
UUUGUGGUUGUUAUGGUUUGUUUAAUCGCAGGAGCCAUUGAAAUGAAUUACUUGUUGACCACUCCAUGGUUACAUCAUAUUAAGCAGUUUAGUUCAGUUUCAGUUUUUGUUUGGAGAGAAAUUCGUCUCACGGGGAUUUUUUUUAGUUCUGUUUGAUACAUCAACUACAUUCUACAAGACCAAUAAAGCAUUGCCAACAUGUCGAAGAAGGGAGCUGCAUCUGCAUCUAAGGGUUUACCAAAAAUUUCUAGUAAUCCGGACUUAAGAAAAAUUAAUACAUCACCGCGAAGGCCUAGUGUCGCCAAGCCUGGUGUCGCCAAGCCUAGGCCCUUAACCACCUUUUCUGGUAGAACACAGCCGAUGGGCAUCAAGCACCCUCUGGAGGUCCAAUUUUUUAAGAAAAGGAAGAAUCUUAUUGCAGUCACCAAAGAAAUUGAAGAUAAGCAAAAUACAGCUCUUAAAUUGCAUGAGACCUUGAUAUUGCUAAAACACAAAUUAAACGAAAUAGGAAAAGAUGCUGUUAUAGAAGAUCUUGGAAUCUUUGAACAAAAGAAACCUGCUGUAAAGCCUCCGGAGGUAGAGCAAGAGCAGGGCGCUGGUGAAACAAUUCCAGAAGAUAUUUUGCAAAGCAUGAAAACGUGCAUUGAAGAAAUACCACGAAAAUUAAUUGAAUUCUGUCAAAAUAUACUUGGUGGUCGCGGAUCCAUUGUAGAACUGCUCGAAAAGGUGACCAAGUCCGAAACAGGCGAUGUCGUUGAUCGUAUCAAACAGAUAAAAACUGAGGGUACUGGGUUACAUAAAAAAUUAGACGUAAUGGUAGACAUGCAUGAAAAGAAAGUUAAAGAAGUUAUGACAAAAUUACAGACACUCGUUAACAAUCCUGACAAUGACAAGGAUAGCAAGAAACAAGGCAGUAAAGUCGUUAAAGAUCUUGAACAAAAAGUUAAGAAACUAAAAGAAGAUGUUGAAUUGCAAAAGAAAUGUGUAGUAGAACACAAGAACAGGAGCAGUAUGAACGCCCAAACGAUCAAAAUAAUGAAGGUUAAAAUGGGCGCGAUGGAAAAUAAAUUGAAAAAUGAAGAGAAGGAAAACGCUAACCUUGCUAAAAAACUAAAAGAAGCCCAGGACACUUUAAAAUUGAGGGAAUCCAAAUUACUGAAAGAAAAGGACGACCUACGUAAAACAGUAAAACAGCAGGAACAAAUAUUGCACAAAAUUACUAAUGACAAGAAUGACUUGGAGAUCAAAUACAGACACGCGGAGAAGAAAACUGGUCAGACAGAGGAAACACUUUUAGUCGAAAUCUACAAUGUCAAGAAAGAUCUAAAUGAGACAAUUCGCGAACUGGAGGAACAAAAGAGGCUUAACCAGAAAAUGUUUGUACAAUUCGAUGUUGUGAAAUUCCAUAUGCAUAAUAUGAGAAUUACAAACAAAACGGAUAUAGCCGGUAAUUCUCUCCAGGACGAUGACUUAGAAGAAUACAGAGAUUCUAUUGCCUCAAAAUUGUUAAUUGACCAGUUAAAGGAAAGGAUUAAAGAACUAGAACAGGGUAAAACAGAGAAAGAACCUACUCCAACAUCUAUGCAAGAGAAAAUUUUACUAUCCCCGAAUAGUGAAAAUAUGAUACGAGGUAUGAAUGAAUCGUGGUGGAAAGUCGUAAAAGAACUUAAGGAAAAUGUUACUGCAAAGUUGAGUGAAUUGACAAAAGUUACCUCAGAAAUCACACAUGUACAAAAUAAGAAGAAAUCAAUGGAAGAUGAAAGUAGUCGUCCUUCUACUCGUCAAUUAAAUAAAAUGUUGGAAAAAUAUUGUGACAACUCACUUGAUCUUAUGCGAGACAGAUUAGAAUGCGAGAAAAAGAUAACCAACUUUAAAGCGUUAAUUGAGAAGCAGCAAAAACGUAUAAACGAAAUGGAAAGUCUACUUAAAUACCGUGAAGCUAAAAUGGACCAGUUGGUUAAGUCAUAUGAUGAUCUAGUAAUGGAAAAAGAUAUUUUGAUCGAGCUGGUGGAAGAGUUACAAUCAUGUUCGAAAGAAUUAAACUACGACUGUAAAGUUAAAGAUCAAGUGAUUAAAAAUCUUCAAGAAAUGAUCGAUCGUCGCGUCCGCUCUAUGAUGACUUUGAAAAAUUUAGACAAAAAUUGUGAAAUCCCCGGAGACAGUGAACAAAUUUGAAAAAAUAAAAUUAUUAAAUACAAA